CUUGGACUUUUGUAUAUGGCUGGUGUGCUUGGCUCUGGGAGACAAAACCUGGCUGAUCUUUGGGCUUCAGAUGGUAGUGGCACAGAUAUCUUUAGGUUGACUAUGUCGCAAAGACGUUUCCAUUCUAUACAAAGUAACCUUUGCUUUGAUGACAUGACUACGCGUGAUUCAAGAAAAUCAUUAGAUAAUUUGGCUCCAAUCCGCGAUAUUUUUGAAGCAUUCAUACAUAAUUGCCGCAAUNAUACCAAAAUCAUAGAUAUUAACCUUGAGAUUUACGCAGGAAAACAACCCGAAGGCCCAUAUUAUGUAACCAAUAAGCCAUUUGAUGUCGUGGACCGUCUCGUGCAGCCAAUUUCUAAAACAAACCGAAACGUAACAUUCGAUAAUUAGUUCACCAGCUAUGAUUUAGUAAAUCAUUUGCUUCAAGAACACAAA
Messenger RNA from Agrilus planipennis (emerald ash borer), 435 nucleotides. RefSeq lists its product as uncharacterized. NCBI's taxonomy places the organism in Eukaryota, Metazoa, Arthropoda, Insecta, Coleoptera, Buprestidae. The record is from RefSeq and is a predicted model, not a curated record. The annotation marks the transcript as partial. The transcript has 2 exons.